GUAAGAAGGAGCAACAGUGUUUGGCUAUGGUGAAUGAGUGAAGGAGGUGGAAGUGGAAGAAGGCAUGAAGGUACUUGGCUAUGGUGGAUGGGUGAAGGAGGUGGAGGAGGAAGAAGAUGUGAAGGUACUUGGAUAUGGUAGAUGGGUGAAAGAGGUGGAGGUGGAAGAAGGUGCAAAUGUGCUUGGCUAUCGUGGAACGGUGAAGGAGGUGGAGGUGGAAGAAGGUAUGAAGGUACUUGGCUAUGGUGGAUGGGUGAAGGAGGUGGACGUGGAAGAAGGUGUCAAGGUGGGAGUGGAAGAAGGCGUUAAGGAACUUGGCUAUGAUGGAUUGGUGAAGGAGGCGGAGGUGGAAGAAGGUGUGAGGGUACUUGGAUAUGAUGGAUGGGUGAACGAGGUGGAGGUGGAAGUAGGUGCAAAGGUGCUUGGCUAUGGUGGACGGGUGAAGGAGGUGGAGGUGGAAGAAGGUGUGAAAGUACUUGGCUAUKGUGGAUGGGUGAAGGAGGUGGCAGUGGAAGAAGGUGCAAAGGUGCUUGGCUAUGGUGGAUGGGUGAAGUAGUUGGAGGUGGAAAAAGGUGUGAAGGUACUUGGCUAUGGUGGACGAAUGAAGGAGGUCGAGGUGG
Messenger RNA from Chara braunii, 620 nucleotides. NCBI's taxonomy places the organism in Eukaryota, Viridiplantae, Streptophyta, Charophyceae, Charales, Characeae. The record is from the annotation of a GenBank genome assembly.